Messenger RNA from Molossus molossus (Pallas's mastiff bat), 303 nucleotides. RefSeq names its product prostate and testis expressed 1 (gene PATE1). Bases 1 to 303 code for a protein of 100 amino acids. The transcript has 3 exons. The record is from RefSeq and is a predicted model, not a curated record. NCBI's taxonomy places the organism in Eukaryota, Metazoa, Chordata, Mammalia, Chiroptera, Molossidae.
AUGGACAAGUCCCUCCUGCUGGGACUCCCCAUGCUGCUCUGCUGCUUUAGAGAAAUUGUUCAGUGCAGGAUGUGCCACCUCCAGUUCCCAGGGGAGAAGUGCUCCAAAGGCAGAGGGCUGUGCAUGGCGACAACGGAAGAGGCUUGCACAACCGGGAAGAUUUUCAAAAAGGACGGCACUCCCUGGUUAACCUUCAUGGGCUGCCUGGAGCACUGUGCCAACGUGGACGACAUGAAGUGGGGUCCCUAUCUGGUGAAGUUCAGGUGCUGCAGGAGCAAAGACUUGUGUAACGAACUCCUCUAG